AUUUUAAAAAUUAAAACCACUUGUUGUAAGAGGCUUGAGAUUCUUUAAUUAAUUUAUUUGUUCAUUUUAUUUAUCGAUUUACUAGACUACAGUCGUUUAUACAUUAGUUCUCACCGAGAAAAUAUGAAGUACAACGUGAAGAUAGGCAUUAUUGGAGGAUCAGGACUUGACGAUCCAGAUUUUUUUAAAGAUGCAACAGAGCAAAAAGUGACCACGCCUUAUGGCGAACCAUCAGAUUUACUUAUCUGCGGCAAGCUCAACGGUAUCAAUUGUGUUCUAUUAGCCAGGCAUGGACGUAAACACUCGAUAAGUCCCACCAAUAUAAACUAUCGUGCCAAUAUUUGGGCUUUGAAACAUUUAGGAUGUACGCAUAUUAUUGCAUCAUCAGCAACCGGUUCUUUAAAAGAAGAAAUUAAGCCUGGAGAUUUAGUGAUUUUGGAUUCUUUUAUUGAUUUAACAAAAAAACGUGACUUAACUAUGUUUAAUAAGGAUGAUCAAGUCAUACACAUACCAAUCGAACCUGCAUUUUGUUUAGCUACUCGAAAUAUUAUUAUUGAAACUGCCCAAAGCCUUGGCAUUCAUGUUCAUCAAACUGGUACAGCUGUAGUUAUUGAAGGACCUAGAUUCUCAACAAAGGCUGAAAGUAAUGUAUAUCGAUCAUGGAAUGCUGAUUUAGUCAAUAUGACACUUGUUCCAGAGGUUGUGUUGGCUAAAGAAGCAGGCUUGCUAUAUGCCACAGUAGCUAUGGCCACAGAUUAUGAUUGUUGGAGAGAAGCAACAGAAAAAGUCAAUGUUGCAAGUGUCAUCAAAAUUUUUCAAGAAAAUGUUAAAAAAAUUACAAAAUUAUUUAUUGAAGUUGUGCCUAAAAUAGCAGAAAAAAAUUGGGAUGUUGAAAUUGAUGAACUAAAUAGUCUCAUUCAAGAGAGUGUGCAGAGUAAAUGAAAAUGAAACAUGACAAUGAAGAUAUCAAACAAUAUUUGUAAUCCCUAUAUUUGUAAAAAUAUUGUUUCU
Molecule: messenger RNA, 1011 nt
Organism: Melanaphis sacchari
Lineage: Eukaryota; Metazoa; Arthropoda; Insecta; Hemiptera; Aphididae
Product: S-methyl-5'-thioadenosine phosphorylase
Exons: 6
Coding region: 124-942 (272 amino acids)
Biological process (GO): nucleoside metabolic process
Cellular component (GO): cytosol
Molecular function (GO): S-methyl-5-thioadenosine phosphorylase activity
Source: RefSeq, a predicted model, not a curated record